AUGUCUCAACAACAAAGAUUUACUCAUGAUGAAUCGGCUGGUUCGAUAAAUGAUCAUCAUGAUAGUUAUGCUCAGCAAGAAGAAACUAAAGUAAUCAAGGCAUCUACAAAACAUCGUGAUUCUAUUGAUUUCCAAUUCAUUCGGCUACUUAGAGAAACUUUAAAUGCAAGACCAGAAAAGAAUAUUGCUCUUAAACCUGAGAGCAGAACAAAUCGAAAUGUUACAUUAUGUGCAGCGAUUACACGUUUACUUAAAGAAAUCUAUCUUAGUAGCAUUACUUAUUCGCGCAAUUAUCAACUUUUAUGUGGCAUUCCAUUGAAUGUAAGCAAUAAUCAAUUUCUAUUGGUUAUGCGCACUGACGGUCGUAUUAUCGCUAUCAGCGAUGAAGCUAAACAUCAUUUAAGAAAAGAAAUGCGUGUACUAUAUGCACAGAUGAUCAACAUUUUAGAUUGUCUCGAUAAUACGGACCGCGACAAAUUACAAACGGUUUUUCGUUCUUCAGUUGACUUUCCUAAUCAAGAACAUUCACUCAUAUGUACUUUACGUUUGCCUAAAGGUAAACGACCGAGUCGAAUCAACGAAGAUGUAACGACAAUAAAUAUGUCUGGCCAUUUUUAUGCAUGUGACGAUGAGUCAUCGUCAUCGGAAAAAUUAUUUAUUGCUCAUUGUGAACCAUUAAUAUCUUCAACUGCAAAAGGAAAGCACUCUUCGCAAUCAGUUACGAAGGCCAAUAGUGAUAAUUCAAGAUCAACAAUUAUGUUUACAUUACAGGAGAACAUGAUGAUUAGUGACGUUUCACUUAAUGUGAAAGAUAUUCUUGGCUACAAACGUCAGGAAAUGAUUGGUCAAUAUUUUGGAAGAUAUUUAAUAGCUGAUUAUCUUGAAAAAUUCGAAACAAUUCGACAAAAAUUUUUUGAACAUGCAGCACAGCAACAACCACAACAACAACAAAAAGCAUCACCAAUGAACGUUUUUGAAGUACUUGAUAUGUAUGGAAAUAAUGGUGAUGAACGUUUGACAUUUUUAUGCCAAUUACGAAUACACCGUAAGCCAAGAUCGAAGCCAAUUGAAUUCAUAGUUACCGCUCAACUUAUCGACCCCUCAUUACGAGAUCAAUAUAUUCAAUGUAUGCAAUCUGAAUUGGAAAUAAAUCCAAUAUCAACCGAAAUCCAGCAAGUAAAUCUCGUUCAUCUGUCAGCAUCUGCACCGAUCGAAAAAUCAACCAUCGUCCCGAGCUCGUCGCGCAACGUGGACGAUAUCGUGUACAGCAACAUCUCAAGCAACAACUCCCAUCAACCACCACAUUCACCAUUCAACGGACAGUUUUCAAGCGAAGAUCCUAUCUGGUCCAGCAUCGACGAUGAAUCUUGGAAGCAAAUCUGUAACUUCGAGUGCGACCCAUCCCCAAGCAACAACUCUUUCCAUCACCAACAACAUUCCGCAUUCGUUCGACAGCUUUCAACGGGUGUUGCCCCACUCGGUUUCGACAAUGGAGAUUCGGAGAACUUCUUUAACGCCGACUUCAAUAGAUCCCCAAGCAACAGCUCUGGCAAACAGCCACAACUUUCGCCAUGCAACGGACAGCUUUCAAAUGAGGCUACUGCCCAGUUCAGUAUCGAUUAUGACUAUUGGGGAAAAUUCUUUAGCACCGACGACAAUCAAUCGUCAACAAGAGCAGACUUCUUCGACAAUAACUUCGACACAUGUCAAUCCGGGCUAGAUCAAGCAAAUUUUUCCAACAAUCUAGAUGAACUCCUUGAGAUUGGCUGUUUCUAUUGA
Molecule: messenger RNA, 1779 nt
Organism: Rotaria socialis
Lineage: Eukaryota; Metazoa; Rotifera; Eurotatoria; Philodinida; Philodinidae
Source: the annotation of a GenBank genome assembly